Messenger RNA from Apis florea (little honeybee), 9089 nucleotides. Its product is annotated as rugose. Gene Ontology annotation, biological process: intracellular protein localization. NCBI's taxonomy places the organism in Eukaryota, Metazoa, Arthropoda, Insecta, Hymenoptera, Apidae. Gene Ontology annotation, cellular component: membrane; cytosol. The record is from RefSeq and is a predicted model, not a curated record. Gene Ontology annotation, molecular function: protein kinase binding.
GACAAGAAUUAAAAGUCGGCUAGAUUGGUGUGUCCGAAGAACAGGCAGAUCCAUGGUGAUGUAGUUGUUUUACUUUUCAUUCCUAACAUGGCAGCUAUUGGACCACGUCCUUUUUAAUCCCGCUCUGUGGAUAUAUACGCCGGCUCCGGUGCAAACCCGGCUUUAUUCGUACUUGGCCACAGAGUUCCUCAGUGACACGCAAAUAUAUUCUAACGUAAGGAGAGUCUCCACAGUAUUGCAAACGGUGCACACGCUCAAGUACUAUUACUGGGUCGCCAAUCCUCGAGCGAAGAGUGGAAUCACUCCCAAGGGACUUGACGGACCGAGGCCGCAGCAGAAGGACAUUUUGACAAUACGUUCUUACAUUUUGUUAUUUCUGAAGCAAUUGAUCAUGAUAGGGAAUGGGGUGAAGGAUGACGAGCUGCAGAGUAUUUUGAAUUAUUUGACGACAAUACACGAGGAUGAAAAUUUACACGACGUUCUGCAAAUGCUUAUAUCUUUAAUGUCGGAGCAUCCCUCGUCCAUGGUGCCUGCUUUCGACGCGAAACAAGGCGUGAGGACGAUUUUUAAGUUGUUAGCUGCGGAGAGCCAAUUAAUACGUUUACAAGCCUUGAAAUUGUUGGGAUUCUUUUUAAGCCGCAGUACACACAAAAGGAAAUAUGACGUGAUGAGCCCUCACAAUCUCUACACGUUAUUGGCCGAAAGAUUAUUGUUGAACGAGGAAACAUUGUCAUUGCCUACCUACAACGUUUUGUACGAGAUCAUGACGGAGCACAUUAGCCAACAGAUCCUGUAUGCAAGGCAUCCCGAACCAGAAUCCCAUUAUCGGUUAGAAAAUCCAAUGAUCCUUAAGGUAGUAGCGACUCUGAUUCGACAAUCAAAACAAACGGAACAAUUGCUCGAAGUGAAGAAGCUGUUCCUCUCGGAUAUGACAUUGUUGUGCAACAACAAUCGAGAAAAUCGUCGAACUGUUCUACAGAUGUCUGUAUGGCAGGAGUGGCUUAUAGCCAUGGCGUACAUUCAUCCGAAGAACACGGAAGAGCAAAAAAUCUCGGACAUGGUGUACUCGUUGUUUCGCAUGCUUCUUCAUCAUGCCAUCAAACACGAGUACGGUGGAUGGCGCGUAUGGGUGGACACGCUGGCCAUCGUGCACUCCAAGGUAUCCUACGAGGAAUUUAAGCUUCAAUUUGCUCAGAUGUACGAGCAUUACGAAAGGCAAAGAUCGGAUAACAUCACGGAUCCCGAGCUGAGACAGCAAAGGCCGAUCAGUACCAUUUCUGGCUGGGAUCAGCAGCAUUCAGGGAAUAACGGUUACAACAAACCGUCACCCUGGAGCAAUCAACAGACUCACGAUGUACAACACGUGGAGAGGAAUUACAAGGAGUUCGACACAACGGAGGGCAACGACAGGCUGGAGGAGUCGUGCAGCUGCGACUUGAACUCGAUAGACAACACGGAGAGCGACGGGAGCCCGGCGAUCGUGAAGUCGCGAAGCGAGACGUUGGACACAGCGCAGUCGAGCGAGGCGAUAUCCCUGGACUCGAGGCUGAGCGACAAACCAGAGACACCGACGACAGCCCGAGAAAUUCACACGGACACGCCUACGAUCCUCGAGGAAGGGAACAGCGAGGCCGCCUCCAUCCCGACCACCCAAGAAACCAGCGAGGCGAUAUCGAUCGAGAGCUCGAGCGACUUCUACAGCGAGGUUCACAAGAUCGAGGGCUCGAGCCCGGAUUCCAUGGUGGUGCAAGACGUUCUGAAGAAAGACGACGAUCCUUCGGAGUCUAAGUCGCGCGACUUGGAACCUGUCUCUCGCCGACCGUCCCCCUCAGCUGAGAAGAAAGCGGAGGAGAGCGCGCAGCCGAAACAGGAGGAAGAGCGGUCGAAGGAAACGGCGGACGAAUCGAAUAUUGUUGCGACGUGUUCCGACGCGCAAAAGGAUCACGAAACCGAGGAAGCUGGAAAAGAGGAAGCUGAAGCGGAGCGGGUCGAAGGUGAAACGAUUGAGGCAAACGUCGAAGCUGGGACCGAGGUGGAAGCGGAUGGCGAGACGGAAGUCGAGGUUCCCUCGAGGGAGAGCUUGGAGGAGAUGUCGAGUUCGAAGGACGAGCUCGUCGAAGAGACUUCGACGGAGAUCGUUCUCGAGAAGGAAGAACAGGGAAGGGAGAAAAGCGUGGGGGACGUUGCCGCUUCGACGGAGCGAGUGCACGAUUCGGAGCACGCGGCGUCAUCCGUUCCCUCGAGCGGGACGCCGGAGCCAUUGAUCAUCAAGGAUAUCGAGAAGCUGCAAUUGGAGAACGAUCGCGAGGUGAUCGACAGUGAUACCUCGGAGGCGUAUUUAACACCGACCGAGAAUCAAGAUAAUCUGGGCGAUAUGAAAGCGAAGGAGGCGGAGAGGAUGGAGGAGAGCGGGGAGAAGGGGGCGGGGGAGAACGUCGAGGUGGAGGAGAAGAGCGGAAACGGGGACAGCGAGGUGAAAAAUUCCAAUUGCUCAACUAGCGUAAUAGAAAGUGACGUGAGAGCCGAGGAGGAGAAGAAGGUAGACGUAGAGGAGGAGGAGGAUACGGUGGAUACAGUAGUGACUAGUGAGUUAAGUAGUGAGAAAUGCGCCGUGGACUCUGUGAAAGAGGAGAAAAGUGCCGUUGUUAACGUUGAUGAUGAUGAUGAUGAUGAUGUUAACGGGGUGAAGGUUACUGACAAACAUUCAACAAGGGAGCCGUCCACUAUUUCUACUAACGUAAGUGAUAAUCAGUCAGACAUUCCAGUGAGAACCGAGAACGAGGUAGAAGUAAUAACAGAUAGUGUUUGUAGUAAUAGCGAUAUUCAAAGUUCUGUAGAUAAUGUGACGCAAGUGCCAAAUCCUAAACAGCAAAUUCCAACAAUAUCUACGGUCUGUGAUGCAAAUAAAAAUAUGCCCGACGGUGUGCCUCAAAUCGUUAGUUCUACGGUGGUUGCGAGGGAUAAUUCUUUGUUGAAUGAGUUAACUUCGGAUCACGUAGAUGCUCAUCGCAGAUCCAGCUUGCCGGCUGUGUCCUCCGAGACGACCACCGACGAUAACGUAAACGAACCUCCCUCCUUACCUGUCCCCUUGCGGAAAACAUCGUCACCUCAGAAACGACCAAGGAGUGCCUCAACGUCCACGCAAGUGGACCCCAAUCAUUUCGAAUCAAAACGAUCGAAGCAAGGUAAUCCUUCUACGAGACCAAUGUUCAGUCCAGGGCCGACUCGUCCUCCUUUCAGAAUACCAGAGUUCAAAUGGUCUUACAUACAUCAAAGAUUACUCUCGGAUGUUCUCUUUUCGUUAGAGACGGACAUUCAAGUUUGGAGAAGCCAUUCAACCAAGUCGGUGCUGGAUUUCGUGAACAGCAGCGAAAACGCAAUUUUUGUUGUUAAUACCGUUCACCUAAUUUCCCAACUGGCCGACAAUCUUAUUAUCGCCUGUGGAGGAUUGUUGCCGCUUCUAGCUUCGGCGACCUCGCCAAAUAGCGAAUUGGAUGUAAUUGAACCAACUCAGGGGAUGCCAAUUGAGGUAGCAGUUUCUUUUCUGCAAAGACUAGUCAACAUGGCUGAUGUACUUAUCUUCGCCAGCUCUUUAAAUUUCGGUGAACUGGAGGCUGAGAAGAAUAUGUCUAGUGGCGGUAUUCUAAGGCAGUGUUUAAGACUGGUCUGUACAUGUGCCGUUAGAAACUGCUUAGAGUGUAAAGAACGUGGCAGAUCGUACAGCAUGUUAGGUCGGCAGAUUGGUUCUAGUAAUAAAUCACAGCACAUACAGUCUCUUAUACGUGGAGCUCAAACAUCACCCAAGAACAUAGUGGAUAAUCUGGCACAUCAGUUAAGCCCUGUCAAAGAUCCUGAGAAAUUGCUGCAAGAUAUGGACGUGAACCGCUUAAGAGCUGUGAUAUACAGAGAUGUUGAAGAAACCAAGCAGGCCCAGUUUCUGUCCCUCGCUAUAGUUUACUUCAUCUCUGUACUGAUGGUAUCAAAAUAUCGUGAUAUAUUGGAACCACCAAUAUCCCAACGUCCACCAAGUCCAAUUCAAACAAUACAGACUAAUGGUGCUAGUUUAAGACCAGGUAGCCCUUCAGCAGAUGGGAAUGGUGGUGGAGGAGGGCGGCCCCUGUUUCCACAGUGGUCUCACCACGUGUACCCACAGUUCCUCCCGGGAUCUCACCCUAACGCCAAUGCGAAUGCCAAUGCCAAUGCCAACCACCACAUGAACCAGCACCACCACCAGCACCCGCUACCGGCUGCCAGGCACUCUAAUCGCCAGCCCCCCUCCAACUAUUACCUCCCGAAUCACCACAGUAAUCAUUACAACCAUCAUCCGAAUAACCAUAACUACCAUCGUCAUCAUCAUUACCAUCAUCACAAUAACAACAAUCAUCAUCAUACGCUUCAAAAACAUAUCGAUCAGCCCCGAAAUCUCUGUCAUAGAAACUCCGGUGUUGGUCUGCAAGGAAGCGGAGGUAUUAUGAGCCAAGCCGGUUCACAAGACGACGGUGAAUACGAGGUGAUAAUCGUGGACGAGAACAACUCGUCGAUCCUGGCGGAUCACGACGUUACAUCGUCGGGACCCCCAUCGACCAAGGGAGGUCACAGUGGUGUACCUCGGCCACGGACAAUUCUCGAGGAUUACACCUCGUCAGAACCAACGCUUGGCUCUUCGACAAGAUCCACUGAACCACUGCCACGAAAUGUCCAGAGUAACGACUCGAGCGAAGAAACGGUGCAUCGUAGCAAUAUUACCGCGGAUGUCAGUCCUUCCGAGGUUGCAACGGAUAACGAGAAUAAGCAUAAUUCCUCCGAGGAAGCAUGGACCGACGUAAAUUUGAACGAAGACGGAGACACGAUCCCGAUCACGAACCAAAGGGAAGACCCGCGAAACAUUCACAACAUGGCGCACUCUCGCGGUGAAAUUCAAGACAGCGAAGGGAACGUUCUGGAGCAAGGGAUGAUGGGGAACGCGGAACGCGGUGAGAAACCUUCCGGUGAGAUCUCGGUGGUUCGCGUGUCGGACAGAUUGGUGAUGACUUCCGCGUCGCCACGACCCGAUGAGUUACCGAUCAAGGGACUGGUCGAUCAUCUUCCGGUCCCGACACCCUCGCGCGAGGCCUCGCUCACGCAGAAACUGGAAAUGGCGCUUGGCUCCGUUUGCCCGCUUCUGCGCGAGAUCAUGGUCGAUUUUGCCCCUUUCCUCUCGAAAACGCUCGUCGGCUCUCAUGGGCAGGAAUUGCUGAUGGAAGGCAAAGGUAGGACUCGCCUAACCACGUUCAAAAACAGCAACUCGGUGGUGGAAUUGGUGAUGUUACUCUGCUCCCAAGAAUGGCAGAACUCGUUGCAGAAGCACGCGGGCCUUGCCUUCAUCGAGCUCAUUAACGAGGGAAGGUUACUGUCUCACGCGAUGAAGGAUCAUAUCGUAAGAGUGGCCAACGAGGCUGAAUUUAUCCUCAAUCGUAUGAGAGCGGACGAUGUGCUCAAACAUGCCGACUUCGAGUCGCAAUGCGCGCAAACAUUGCUCGACCGACGGGAAGAGGAAAGGAUGUGCGAUCAUCUGAUCACAGCCGCACGAAGACGGGAUAACGUUAUUGCUAGUAGAUUAUUGGAGAAGGUCCGUAAUAUUCUGUCCAACAAACAUGGCGCUUGGGGAUACAUGGAUCCAAUGGCUGCAAAGUUGGCCGAAUACUGGAAGCUAGAUGCUUGGGAGGAUGAUGCACGUAGACGUAAGCGUUUCGUGCACAAUCCACUAGGCUCGAGCCAUCCCGAAGCUACACUGAAGGCGGCCCUCGAACACGGUGCACCCGAGGAUGCGAUCCUUCAAGCGCGUGAAGAGUUUCACGCGCAUCUCGCAGCCUCGCGUGCACACCAGCAGCAAUUGCAGUCGGCGGAUCUGAUGGACGACAGUGAGCUGUUGUCGGACGACAGAGACCUCGAUAACGAUCUGACAGGCCCGGUGAACAUCAGCACGAAAGGAAAAUUGAUCGCGCCCGGUAUCGUGGCUCCUGGUAUUAUCUCUGUCACGUCCACGGAACUUUACUUCGAGGUGGACGAGGACGACCCAGAGUUCAAGAAGAUCGACAGCGAGGUGCUCAAGUACUGCGAUCAUCUGCACGGAAAAUGGUACUUCUCGGAGGUGCGCGCGAUAUUCUCGAGGCGAUAUCUGCUCCAGAACGUCGCCAUCGAGAUAUUCCUGGCCAGCCGAACCUCGAUCCUGUUCGCGUUCCCGGACCAGGCGACGGUGAAAAAGGUGAUCAAGGCGCUACCGCGGGUCGGCGUUGGCAUCAAAUACGGGAUUCCGCAGACUAGGAGAGCGUCAAUGAUGUCGCCCAGACAAUUAAUGAGAAGCUCCAAUAUGACGCAGAAAUGGCAACGAAGAGAAAUAUCGAAUUUCGAGUAUCUCAUGUUCUUGAAUACCAUUGCUGGACGAACUUACAACGAUUUGAACCAGUAUCCGGUGUUCCCUUGGGUGUUGACUAAUUACGAGACGAAGGAGCUCGAUCUCAGUCUGCCUAGCAACUAUCGUGAUUUAUCAAAGCCAAUUGGCGCGUUGAACCCAAGCAGAAGAGCUUACUUCGAGGAACGCUUUCAAAGUUGGGAGCACGACAGUAUACCGCCGUUCCACUACGGCACGCAUUAUUCUACAGCUGCUUUUGUCCUGAACUGGAUGAUACGCGUGGAGCCGAUGACAACGAUGUUCCUCGCGCUCCAAGGCGGGAAAUUCGAUCAUCCGAAUCGAUUGUUCUCCUCGAUCGCUCUCUCCUGGAAGAAUUGCCAACGCGACACCUCGGACGUCAAGGAGCUGAUUCCAGAGUUCUUCUUCCUACCGGAGAUGCUGGUGAACAGCAAUCGAUAUCGCUUGGGCAGACAAGAAGAUGGCAGCGUGGUCGGCGACGUUGAGUUACCCCCGUGGGCGUCGUCCCCGGAAGAAUUUAUACGAAUUAAUCGAAUGGCUCUCGAGUCGGAGUUCGUGUCCUGUCAAUUACACCAAUGGAUCGAUUUAAUAUUUGGCUACAAACAAAAAGGUCCGGAAGCGGUCCGUGCAACGAAUGUAUUCUACUACUUAACUUACGAGGGUAGCGUGGAUUUGGAUACGAUAACUGAUCCAGUUAUGAGGGAAGCCAUAGAAAAUCAAAUACGGAACUUCGGUCAAACACCCUCGCAACUUUUGAUGGAACCACACCCCCCGCGAAGCUCGGCGAUGCAUUUGAUUACCCCAAAGUUUGACAAGACGUUGCCACCCGUUUUGCAGUCGCCGAUGAUGUUCUCGAGUAUCCCAGACGACAUCUGCAUGACCAUCAAGUUCCCAUCCAACUCGCCGAUUUGUCACAUAUCGGCAAACACUUAUCCUCAACUACCUUUACCAUCCGUCGUUACAGUCACAACUGGACAGCAAUUCGCUGUCAACAGAUGGAACACGAAUUACGCGGCAUCUGUACAAUCGCCGAGUUACGCGGAUACUCCACAAGCGCAAGCUGCUAAUCAGCCAUUGUCUAUGGAUCCAGUUCUGUCUCAAGCAGCGAAUAGUUCGAACCCCACCCUACGUCGCCACUUGGGCGACAAUUUCAGUCAGAAGCUCAAGAUACGAAGUAAUUGCUUCGUCACCACUGUGGAUAGUAGAUUCUUGGUUGCCUGCGGUUUCUGGGACAACAGUUUCCGUGUAUUCUCCACCGAAACCGCAAAAAUUGUACAAAUAGUGUUCGGCCAUUACGGAGUCGUUACGUGUUUGUCACGCAGCGAGUGCAACAUCACUUCUGAUUGUUACAUAGCGUCGGGAAGUGCCGAUUGCACCGUUUUGUUGUGGCACUGGAAUGCCAGAACGCAGACGAUUGUCGGCGAGGGUGAAGCACCAGCGCCUAGAGCAACCCUUACAGGGCACGAGCAACCUGUAACCGCAGUUGUCAUUUCCGCUGAACUGGGCUUGGUCGUUUCUGGAUCCUAUUAUGGGCCAGUUCUCGUGCACACGACCUUUGGCGAUCUUCUGAGAUCGUUGGAAGCGCCGAAUGGAUUUUCCUUGCCGGAAAAUAUCGCCAUGUCAAGAGAAGGUGUUAUCGUCGUGAAUUACGAGCGUGGACACAUAGCGGCGUUCACUAUAAACGGGAAACGGCUUCGCCACGAGUCUCAUAACGAUAAUCUUCAAUGUCUACUUCUAAGCAGGGACGGCGAGUACUUAAUGACAGGUGGUGAUAAACGAAUCGUCGAAGUUUGGAGGACGUUCAAUCUUGCUCUCCUCUAUGCGUUCCCAGCUUGCGAAAGCAGUGUCCGUUCUCUGGCACUUUCGCACGAUCAAAAAUUCUUGUUGGCUGGCUUGGCAAACGGAUCGAUCGUGAUCUUCCAUAUCGAUUUCAACAGAUGGCACCACGAAUUCCAGCAACGCUACUGAGACUGCUUCGCGUACGUCUAGCAGAGUCGAACGAGGCACGAACGCUGUUCACCUGUCGUUCGUCUUCCUUGCGCAACAUCGACAGAUUUCUCUCGGUCAUGGACGCGUCGUAACGGUAACAUCCAUUUAAAAGUCAGGUCUCGCAACAUCCGAUCGCGUGUACAAUAUCAUUCAAACAGAUCUACGAUUCGAUCGUGACGUGUCGAAGAAAGGGAAAAAAAAAAAAAAGAACGCACCGAACGCAAUGAACAGCGAGGAUUGGACGCGCAAAAGCGUUUCGAAUGAGAGGCGAUGACGAACGGUCCGCUCUCGACGAGCGUUUACAGAUAGGAGCAACGAGCAACGACGCUUUCGUAAUCGUUUAUAACAAUCAAGUAGUGGGCGCAGAGAACAGUAGUCGCCGGUAUGCAGCAGGUAUACUCACUCAGAUAUAAUAUAAUAAAUAUUCAGCGUUUUAGCAAUAAAAACGGGGGAAAAAAAAUAAAAAUAAAAAUAAUAAUAAUAAUAAUAAUUAAUAAUUCGCUUUCUCGCGACUCUAUGGAGAGAAUAUUCGAGUGCUUCCGUGAGCGAUGACGCGCGAUGCAAGCGCGCUUGAAGGUAGAACGAAGUUUCGGGGGAACUGGCCAAGAUCCGCUCGUUCAUUGAGCGCGAUUCGAUGCUCGAGCUUUCUAGCGAAAAUGCGAGAAAACCGAGAGAGAGAAAGAGAGAGAGA